AUGGAGGGGAGUCAGCAGUUUGCCCUACUUUGCUUCCUGCCUGGGGCUCCACACUGUCUGGACAGCCUGGAGUACACCUCAGGACAGGCUCGACCCACCAGGCUCUGCAUUCCUCAGGGCAAGAACAAGCUGCACAGAAUGGCCCAGAGCAGGUCAGACAUGAAACACCGCAGGCAGAUGGCGCUGGCUCCAGAGGGCACUCUAGAGGCAGCUGUAGUUAACGGUGGUCAUUGCUGGCUGGCAGGACUGCCUUGGAGCCAACAUAAGGGACAUGACAUCAAAUCAUUCAGCCAGGAAUGGAGGCAGAAAGAGCCCCAGGGUUCCCAGGAAGCAGAUGAUAAUAAAGAGCCAGAGGAAGAUCCUGUCGAUGACCAUGGCAACACACUUCCAGUCUUCUCUCACCUGCGGGAGAAAUGGGCUCACAGUGACAGAGGCCAGGCCUCAAGAAGUGUUCCUCUCAUGCUCAGCCCCUGUAGGGACAACCACAGGGAUUACAUCUCCCUGAAUGAGGACCUGCGCUCUUGGACCUCCUGGGACAAGGCUGCUCAGAUCACCCAGCGCAAAUGGGAGGAUUCAGGAGAUGCAGAGCACUACAGGGCCUACCUGCAGGAGGAGUGCCUGGAGUGGCUCCGCAGAUUCCUGGAGAAAGGGAAGGACAAGUUGCUGCACACAGAGUCUCCAAAGACACAUGUGACCCGUCACUUAAGCCCUGAAGGAGAUGUCACCCUGAGGUGCUGGGCCUUGGGCUUCUACCCUAAGGAGAUCACCCUGACCUGGCAGAGAGAUGGGGAGGACCAGAUUCAGAACAUGGAGCUUGUGGAGACCAGGCCUGCAGGGGAUGGAAACUUCCAGAAGUGGGCAGCUGUGGUGGUGCCUGCUGGGGAGGAGCAGAAAUACACAUGCCAUGUGCAUCAUGAGGGGCUGCCUGAACCCCUCACCCUGAGAUGGGAGUUAUCUCGUCAGCACACCUUCUCUAUGAUUGGAAUUCUUCCUGGCCUCCUUCUCUUUGGAGUUGGGUUUGCUAGUGUGAAGUGGAACUGGCUGAUAAAAAUGAGAGCUCUGCUUCUGCCCCAGAAAUUCCUUCACAGCCAAAGAAAUGUGACCACAGCUGGAACUUCUUCGGAAUCUCUGCUCCUACCACCUUCUCCCUCCUCCUGAGGUACCUGGAUUGAUGAGGGGUGCUAUGGCCUUUUGAAGACUCCAUGACAGUGGCAACUACAUGGAGACACCUUGCAGCUGGGUCAAGGUCCCUCAGGAGGCUGCACAUGCUCUGAACUAGUGUCUGACAGGUGGUACUGUUUUCCCAACAGCCAGGAUUCAUCGGUACAGGAAUCAAGAAAUGGGAAUGGGAGUGGCAACUCUCACUAUGGCCCCUAGUGACCCACUAUGUGCUUCCUGUUCCAAGACCUUAUGCCCUGCUGGCCUGGAGAUCUUAGUUUCACAGAAGAAAUGCUUCCAUCAAGAGACAACAAUGAGUUCACUGAAUUGGAAAGGACAACUGUCACUGGCCAUGUUGGGCUCUUCUUGCUUUGAGUCAAGAGCCCAAGAGUGGAGUUAGCUGGUGGGCCUGAGUGGUGGAUCCUGGAAGCCAGGGGGACAUGGGACAGCUGCUCCCCAGGAAGGAGGGAAGAGAAUGUCUGGAAUACAGGAGUCCCUUAGGGUGCCUCUUAGUGUUAUAUUCCCUGUGAUUAAUGUCCAUGGGAAACUACAUCAACCUAACCCAGGCAGGAGUAAGAGUGGCCAAGACCCUUCAGGAAUGAAGGUUGGCAUCACCACAGCAGGAGAAAUGCCACAGGCAGCUGAACUACUUGCUGAAUUGAAGGGAAUAUGGAAUGGGAGGUGGAAGAAGAUAGUUAUGAGUACCAGCAGCAACACAUGACCAUUUUCAGAGGAGAGGACUGUAAUUUUCAUUUGCAUAUCUUCUUUAUUGUAUUAUGAAUAUGUUUGUGGUAUGUAUUUAUUAAUCAAAUAUACUUAUUUUCUUGAA
Molecule: messenger RNA, 1987 nt
Organism: Ictidomys tridecemlineatus (thirteen-lined ground squirrel)
Lineage: Eukaryota; Metazoa; Chordata; Mammalia; Rodentia; Sciuridae
Source: RefSeq, a predicted model, not a curated record